This is a messenger RNA of Acromyrmex echinatior (Panamanian leafcutter ant), 2511 nucleotides long. Its product is annotated as RNA-binding protein squid. Gene Ontology annotation, molecular function: RNA binding. Lineage: Eukaryota; Metazoa; Arthropoda; Insecta; Hymenoptera; Formicidae. Gene Ontology annotation, cellular component: chromatin; nucleoplasm. Gene Ontology annotation, biological process: regulation of gene expression. The record is from RefSeq and is a predicted model, not a curated record.
GUAGGCUAAGCCGGCAGCACACCGGUCAUUAUUUAAGCCACUAUCCAAGUAUAAGUUACGGAUUCGUGCCACGCGCGUAGAAUAUCUGCCUGCAGAUCGUGCUCCGAUUUCGGUUCGUAAACCGGGAGACGACGCACCUUAACGUAGCUGGCAGUCGGCACCGAGGUCUAGGACACGGGCUCGCUUUGUCUAUCUUGAACGGAGACGUGUUCGAGGAACGCUUGAGAAAUCACGAUGGCGGCAGCGGUAGAUUUCCAGAAUCAGCCACAGACAGACGGCAUGCAGGAUCAAUCAGGCAACCAACAUCCGAAUGAAUCUCAGAAUCAGGAGCACAGUCAGCAUCAGCACUCCUCGUCACAAUCGCAGCAACAGGCAACCGCCGGUAUUCCUGGCAAGGACGAUGAGCGGAAGCUCUUUAUUGGCGGCUUGUCUCGAAAUACAACCGAUAAAGAGUUGCGAGAUCACUUUGGGAAAUUUGGCGAGAUCGAGAGCAUUUCGGUGAAGGUCGAUCCUCAUACCGGUAUUUCACGCGGUUUCGCGUUCAUGGUGUUCACCAAUCCAAAGACCAUCGAUAAGCUUCUUGCAUCAGGCGAGCAUUACAUCAAUAAGCGCAAGGUUGAUCCGAAGCGUGUUAGUAAAAAACCUCAACAUGGUAAAAUCUUUGUGGGUGGUCUUACUCCCGAGAUUUCUGACGACGACAUUAAGAACUACUUCAGCCAAUAUGGUACCAUUGUCGAACUACAGGCGCCUUUCGAUAAAGUCAAAAAUCAACGUAAAGGCUUUUGCUUUAUCACGUUUGAUUCGAAAGAAGUUGUGUAUAAGUUAUUGAAGACGCCUAAGCAAACGAUUAAUGGUAAGGAGGUAGACGUAAAGAAAGUCAAGGUCAAUCCGGAUCCAAGAAAUCAGGGCUUCUGGGCGCCUGGCUACGGAUAUGGAUAUGGUGGCGGUUAUGGCUACAUCCCCGAAUACAACGGUUAUCAUAACUACGAUGACGUGUAUGCGAACUACGAUUAUGCUGGUUACGAUGGCUACGACAAUAUGGGAUAUGGUCCCAAACCGCGAGGUAAUGGUCCGGGACCGCGUCAAUUUCAGAGACAUCAACCUUAUUGAGAGAGUGUGUGUGAGAGAAAGAGAGAGAGAAAGAGAAAAUGUGUGUAUGUAUGAGAGAGAGAGAGAGAGAGAGAAAGAAAAGUACAUAACUGAGAGAUGUAUAUCUCUUGGUUAUUAAAACAUUUGAUGAUUACGAGUAGAAUCUUUUAUUAUAGGUGGGACAAUAUUUCGUCUACCAAACCGAGACUGAAUCCGGGAUUUCGGGGGGGGAAAAAAAAUUUAAAAAAGAAGGAAAACAAGAAAAAAACCAAAAAAUCAGAAAAGCUUAAUAACUCAUUGAGCAAAGAAAAAACCUCGGAUCCCCGAAUUUAGUACGUUAUGAAGGAAGCUUGCGCAAGUAAUGGUAUAACAACGGAUAUUAACAACAAGAGUAACAAUAUUAAUAUCUUCGUUUAACAAACGUUGAUCAAAAAGUCAAUCUUUCUCCAAAACCAGUGCUUCAUAAUUGAGAAUCGAAACGACCGACCGCACAUUAUAUUUUUCUUUCCAUAGUGUCUCCAAUUUUAAAUACUGAUUAACUUAAUUGGCAAUGAAUUGAACGAACUUGCUGAGCAAGAUUCCUAAAGUCGGAUCAGAUCAAGGAAACGAGUACGCUCGUUAGAGUUCAAUGACCCCAUUUUUUGACUACUCUGUACAUUGAAGAUACGUGAAGUAAUUGCAUAUAAAUGCGAUGUAAUUGUAACAGAUAUGUUGCCUCUUUAUACUAUGUUAUACUUUUUGCACUAAAAGUGAAAAAAGUAUACAAUGAGUGUAUUCCAUUUGGCGUUCAUAACCAUAGACAUAGUUUAUUUGGAAAUGCUCGCGAGCAUCAUUUCAUCUUUGUUUGAUAUUAGAAUAAACAAGGACGAAAUGAUGCUUGCGAACAUUGCAAACGCUAAAUGGAAUGUGCCCAAUGUAUGUGCAUGAUGUAUAUGAAUAUGAAAGAGAAGAAAGAGAAUGAGUGAGUUCUCUCUCGAGAGGUCAGAAAGGACAAACCUUUAGAUAGGUAGAUAUUGAUAAGAUAUCCAUUAAUUACCGUGUCCAAAAUCGUGCUUUUUAUCGUCUCGAUGAUUUUUUUUAUCGCGCAAAGGAUGCUUUAUGAUAUACAGUAUCAGAAAUAUAAAAUAGCAUGAAACAUUUUUUCUUGCGUAAAACUUUAGUAGCAAUUACAAUACUUUAACUCCACUCGAUGAACUUGUCUCUCUUUGUACGAGCAACGUUUCUAUAAAAAUGGUUCAACAGAAAUGUGUGAAGGUCUGUAGUUCCCAAUCACGUGAAAGGGCAUACAUGAAUGAAUGAAUUUGCUUUAUCAACGGUGUCAGAGUCAAACAUUUAUUUAGCACAGUGAAUAUCAAUUAAUAUGAUGCGAUUGUAUAUUAAAAAGGCGAGAAAAGUAUUGAAAUAUGAUUUGAUCUAGGAUCA